CGGCCACAGGGAGGGGUGGGAGGGGUGGGAGGGGGCCGCUGAUGGCGCCAUCCCCCCGGGUUGCGGUGACGCUGAGACGCAGCCCCCGACAAGUGGUGCACCCAGGGACCUGCAGCGGGAGUCAGGAACCCCAGGGCCGCCCUCCCCCCACAACAAGGCAGCCCCCACAGCACUUCAUGUAAGGGUUAGAAAAAGAUGCAGAAAUGAUCAUUUACAAAAUAAAGAUCCCCAAAAUGCCCCUCCGGGAUAGUUUCUGGUUGAAAUCUGAGAAAGGUCUGUCAAAGCUCCCCCCGCCUCCAAGGUCCCUCUUAAUGCUUUGUGGGUGAGGACGGGGGCAGAACGCACCCCAGAGCCUCCCUGUGUCGUGGGGGCAUCAGGAGCUUCUGCGAUGAGUGGGAAGGGUUGAAGACCGAUUUCUGUUAACAGUAGAAAGUCUGCGUGCUUAUGAAGAGGUAAAGCAACUUAUUUAUCACUUUAUUUCGCGCUUCAUUCAAAUAUUUGACUGAAUCCUGAGUUCUGGAGCAGGUCAAACUGGGCCAGCAGUGAGCAGACAAGUACGGAAUAUUUUCCAGCAGAUCGUAACGUGUGAACCACGGGAACGGCUGUGACCUGCUGGUAGGAAGAGCACACCAGACUCCAGUCAGAACAUGAGAAUCCGGCUCUGUCCAAGUCCCAGAUGCGUGGCCAGCAGCCAGAAGGACUGAGCGCGUGUGCGCAGGGUGACGCUGCCGGUCAGUUGAGAGCAAACACGUGGCUGAAGAAUCUGAUGCUGAUCGGGUGAAAAGACUGCUAACGUGAGCCCAUGUUUAAAGACACAACCACAAACACAGGGUUGCCCCAGUGACCCCUGCCAGGGCCCGCAGAUUGCACCUGCCAUGUUAAAGCAUCUCCACAACAGUGUUGGGAAGUGGCUGCUCCACAUUUUCCUGCUGUUUCUGGGGCUUGUCUGUGUUCCCUCUCUCUCCGUUACUGUUUUCCAUUAGUGGGUUUCCAUACCCACCUGUUUGUAGGUUGUUUUCAGGUUUCAGUGUUACGCAUUCCUAUGAAAACCCGGGUUGCUGUUCUGUCCCUCGGGAUGGAACAUUCCUCUGUGUUGCAGUCUCUGGGAUUUGUGCUUCAGCACAAAACGUGGAACGUGAGCAGCUCAGUUCCAGGAGUGUUCCAACGCUGCACAAUGAGCGCUGCCUCCAAACACAAAGCAAUUCCUACCAUUCCAGAGACCGAGCACUUCAGAAGUUAUGUAGGUACCUUGCAUACAGUUGGGCACCAAACCAAAAGUGAAUCUUGUGUGGAUCUCACCAGCUGGGAUGUGGAGAUCCAAGAGCCUGGGCUGAGGGUGCGCAAGGAAUAAGCUUGUAGGGAAUGGGGGGAGGUGGGUGGCAGUAAUUAAGUGUCAAGAAAGAGGGUGUUUGGAGAUAUCAGUAAUAUCGGUGGGGACUGAAGGCAAAGAAUGUGAGGAGAUGAAAAUGAGGAAGCGAGAGCUCCUCCAUUUCCAAAAGCCACAUGUCAGAGUGUCUCCAUCCCCACGGGAGGUGACCCGGGCACCUGGGCCCCACCUCGGAACCCCCGUUGCCUGGGCACCCAGGCAGGCCGUGCUGUGCUCUGGGACCAUGGAGCGGCGGUGGCUGCCCCUCCUGCUGCUCCUGGUGCCCUGGCUUCCGGGGCUGCUCCCCUGCCUGCUCUGCUUUGGGCCCCCCAUUCAGUGGGCCCGGCUCUGCCGUGAGAUGGCCAGGAGCUCUCAGGACUCCCAGCACCAGCACUGCCUGGAGGCCCUUGCAGAGGCUGCUGUGCCACUUGCCCCCGUCACUGUGGGUGGGUGGUGGGACCCCAGGGAUGCCCACCCCAAUGGGACCCUCUGCCCCCGUCCUGACUGGCACCCGAGGGGCCACCAUCUCAAUGGGACACUCAGACGAGCAUUCUGGGGGCCCUCAAGCAUGCCACGGUCUCCCCAGUCUUGAGGUGGACUCCCCCAGGCACCCCUCAGACCCAUCUGGCACUCUCCCAACUCUGAUAUGGAUCCCGGGGAUCUCUGGGAACGCCAGACUUGCAUGGAACACUGGAUGGAUCCCGGCCCUGGGCAGGGGUACAGUGUGGACUUCCAGCAACUCCCAGAGCUUCCCAAGAUCUUGGGGGGUCUUCAGGGAUGCCUGGCCAUUCCCAGAACCCCUUUGCCCUGACCUGGACUCUGGGAAUCAGCCCUGAGCCCUCCUCCAGUUCUUACUGGAACCCUCUAGCCCUGAGCCCUGUCCUGACCGUGUGAUGGUCCCAGUGCCCUUGUUGUGGUCCCAGGAGCAGCGCAGAGCGAAGCACUGCGGAAGAUCGUCAUGGAUGCCUUGCAUUUACUGGAGAAGCAGAAGGACAAGAGUGAGCAGGGAUGAGAUGUAUGGGAGGUUUGGGGCACAGGGGACGGGGCUCAGAGGACUUGGAUGGGGAUCCAUGGAAUAUAGGAUGUAUGGAUUUCAGGCGUGGUGUAAAGGCAUAUGUGGGGAAUCCUGAGGGUAGACGGGUUUCAGGGUAUGGAGAGUCUGGUGCUUUGGGGGAUAUUUAGGGGCAUAUGAAAGUCUGGGAUCCAGGAGAGUUGCAUGGGGAAUGUGUGGGAUGAGUGGGGACACGAGUCUUGACACUGGAAGAUUUGGGGGUGGGAGCACUGUCUGACACGGACAUCUGUGAGCCUCCAGAGCCUUUUGAGGUGUCUCUGCGGGAAGCCAUCCAAAUGAUUUGGGUGAAGCUGAGCCAGCUGGAGCAAGGUAUGGGGCCAGCAGGGACCCCCAUCCAGGACUCCCCCCCCAUGCGAACCGUGGGACUCCACCCCCCAGCUUCCCCACAUGGGGCACACAGACACCCCUCUAGGUCUCCACCCUGGGCAUCCCUUCCCUGGAGGCACCCCCAGGGACUCCAUUCCAGGGCUGGACAGGGGCUGAGCCCUUACAGCUCGUCACAGGGAUGAGGACCCCUCGCGAUCCCCAGUUUAACGAUGCUUCCUUCCCCCAACCAGCUCCUGCCUGCAUCCCCCCCUGCGGGCACCAGCCGGCCGCGCGCAUCUUCCAGUGCUCAACCUGCCGCCUCGUGGACUGCCAGUUCCCUGUGGACUGCCCAGGACUUGUGGGUCCACGAGGACGAAGCCAUCACGCUGCACUGCGACGUGCCCUUCGCCGUCCCGCCGGAGCUGCAGGUUACGUGGAUGUUUGCCAAGGACAUACGCACGCAGGACCUGGCGCUGUUUGAGGAGCUGCAGAGGGGCGUUGGGGAACCGCCCAGCCUGACCGUGCAGGACCCCACUCUGGGAACCGUCGCCUGUCGCCUGGGGGCCGCCUCUGAGACCCUGGCCCGCAAGUACUUCUACCUCAACGAGCCCCCCUGCACCUCACCACAUCCCUGCAGCUGGGACUGGUCCUUGGCUUCGUCAGCCUCGUGCUGCUGCUGCUGCUGCUGCUGUCUGUCUGGCGAUGCUGCCGAAAAUCUCCGGAGCCUCCCAGACCCCAGUGACUUCCAGGCACCCCAUGGACCUGGACACCAGGGCCCCAAUGGGAGCGUGGAUUCAUGUGGACUUACACCAGGAUCUUUCCUCGAGGGCCGAAACAUCAGCAGCUGCUCAUCAUGCAUUGUCUGUGGGGUGUAGCGGAGUCCUGGGUC
This is a messenger RNA of Lagopus muta (rock ptarmigan), 3633 nucleotides long. RefSeq names its product sperm acrosome membrane-associated protein 6-like. The transcript has 6 exons. Gene Ontology annotation, biological process: fusion of sperm to egg plasma membrane involved in single fertilization. Lineage: Eukaryota; Metazoa; Chordata; Aves; Galliformes; Phasianidae. The record is from RefSeq and is a predicted model, not a curated record. Bases 2975 to 3619 code for a protein of 214 amino acids.